AUGGGAUGCCCAAAGAGAAUCAUUGUUGGUUUUUUAACCUUUCUUGGAUUCCUCAUUUUCUUUGGCUUCAGGACAGUGUUUACCAUGGUUAUGGUCUAUGUCAUCAAAGAAAAUGACAACACCGGUGUUUCCUUGUUUGACAAGUGCUCCUUAAAUGGAACCUCAAAUGACCUACAAUUAGAUUGGAGUGUAUCACUGUCGCAGUAUCUCAGCACGGCUUAUUUUCUGGGAUACUUAGUAACUCAAUUGCCAGGAGGAUAUUUAGCUGUCCGGUUUUCUCCAACAAAAGUGUUCGGAGGAGCCAUUCUUAUAAGUGCGUCCUGUUUUGUGAUUAUGGCAUUUUUCAUGAGGUACAGUCCAAUUAUAGCUUAUGCUGCUAGAAUUAUCCAAGGACUUGCAGAGGGCACGUGUCAACCUGCUAUGGGUGCUGUAAUGUCCUCCUGGGCCCCAAAAUCGGAACGAGCAAGAAUGGUGGGACUAUCGUAUUCUGGUAUCUACCUGAGCGCAUCUAUGGGAUCUGCUAUAGCGGGAACCACAACGUGUUAUGUCAGCUGGAAUUCUGCACUCUUUAUCUAUGGAGGUUUGGGUAUUCUUUGGUCCUUUGUUUGGUUUUGUACGGUAUAUGACAGUCCAUUGAUGCAUCCCUCACUGAGCGAAAAGGAGAGGGAAAUAUUUGAGAAAGAAGGUUCCAAUAUCUUAAAGUCUUCUUCAGAUCUUGCUAAAAGUGUUCCUUGGAGAAAGUUAUUGACGUCACUUCCUGUUUGGGCCUUAUACUUGGCAAAUUUCACAAGAUCCUGGGUCUUUGCUAUGAUCAUUUUCGAAAUACCUCAGUAUUUUACGGAUGCAUUUGCUCUUAAUGUAUCAACGAUUGGAUUCUUGACUUGCUUUCCUCCAAUUCUUAUGACCGUGUCUGUGGUAUUUGGAGGAAUCUUCGUUGACAAAUUAGUGAAAACAGAGAAAAUCUCCGUUACUGUUGGGCGUAAAUUUUCUCUCGUUAUAGGUUUCGGAUGCGAGGCGUUGUGUAUUUUAGCUCUAGGUUUCGUUAGAGAUUACACCGCAGCCGCUGUUCUCAUAGUUGUUGCGGAGGGACUUGCGGGAUUGUCUAUUGCAAGUUUUAAAGUAAAUCCUGUUGACUUAGCCCCUCAAUAUGCCAGUGUUCUGACGGGUAUAGUGAGGUCGGGGGUGCUAGGGGCCGCUAUUGGUACAGCGAUUGCUGGAGCUCUCAGAGAGAAGAAUGCACAUUCCUGGUACAGAAUCUUCUUCAUCACCGGAUCAGUACAUUUAUUUGCUGUUAUUUUCUACUCUGUGUUUGGAUCUGGACAACAACAAAAAUGGGCUCAGACAGAAUAUACUAUGCUCGAUAUACCAAAAGGUGAUUCAGCAUACGGGUCUACCGUCAUAUCACUCGAUAAAACCAAAGAAAACCUCUCAGGAAUCAAGGAGUCUAUUGCAGAGGAAAAUCACAGUGGCAUCAUUUCAUACGAUAUUACUGGCAGCAAAUAACUAGUUA
Saccostrea echinata is the source of this 1510-nucleotide messenger RNA. Its product is annotated as vesicular glutamate transporter 3-like. The transcript is spliced from 11 exons. Bases 1 to 1503 code for a protein of 500 amino acids. Gene Ontology annotation, biological process: neurotransmitter loading into synaptic vesicle; monoatomic anion transport; regulation of synapse structure or activity. The record is from RefSeq and is a predicted model, not a curated record. Gene Ontology annotation, molecular function: L-glutamate transmembrane transporter activity; neurotransmitter transmembrane transporter activity. Gene Ontology annotation, cellular component: excitatory synapse; synaptic vesicle membrane. Lineage: Eukaryota; Metazoa; Mollusca; Bivalvia; Ostreida; Ostreidae.